Rana temporaria (common frog) is the source of this 3855-nucleotide messenger RNA. RefSeq names its product netrin 1 (gene NTN1). The coding region runs from base 458 to 2272 and encodes 604 amino acids. Gene Ontology annotation, molecular function: protein binding. The transcript is spliced from 7 exons. Lineage: Eukaryota; Metazoa; Chordata; Amphibia; Anura; Ranidae. The record is from RefSeq and is a predicted model, not a curated record.
CUCCUUCUCCUGCAUGUGCAAAGCUUCUCCUGCCCAGUGUGGUUUUCCAACCAGUGGGUGUCGUUGUAAUUCCCCCUAAUGCAGUGUCACUCCUUGAGAUGACCUGAAGCCAAGCACAGCGCGGAGCGUCAUUCACUUUCUAUAGGCAGCCAGGGGAAGACAAGUCCAGCAAAAAAAAAAAAAAGAAGAAGAAAAAAGAAAAAAGCCUCUUUUGGUCACUCAGGAAAGGGAUGGAACGAUCGAUUCUCCAAAUUGUCUCCCUGAGCACUUUUCCCAUCAGCGUCCCCCGACACCGCUCACUCUGAUUCGCCUGCAAAACUUUUCCUCAACUUUUAUUUUUUAUACCAUUUUUCAUUCCCCUCUUCUUUUUAUUUUUUUCCUGCAGUUCCUUAAUUCACUUCUAAGGAGCCACCAGAGGAGAGAUCUGUGGUCGAGGCAGGGUUAAGCUGGAUCCAGGAUGAUGCUGAGAGGCCACUUUGCGAUGUUGAUGCUGGUUUCCGCGUGCUGUAGCGCUCAAGAAGGUAGAGGAGGCUACGGGAUGAAUAUGUUCUCCAUCCAGACGACGCAGCCGGACCCGUGCUACGACGAGAACGGUAACCCAAGGAGGUGCAUCCCGGACUUUGUGAAUUCUGCUUUCGGGAAGGAAGUUAAGGUGUCCAGUGUCUGCGGGAAGAACCCCUCGAGAUACUGCGUGGUGACGGAGAAAGCAGAAGAGAGGUUUCGGAACUGUCACACUUGCAACGCUUCCGACCCCAAAAAAGCCCACCCGCCGUCCUUUUUAACGGACCUCAACAAUCCCCACAACCUGACCUGCUGGCAGUCGGAGAACUACAUCCAGUACCCUCAGAACGUCACCCUCACGCUUUCCCUCGGGAAAAAGUUUGAGGUGACCUACGUGAGCUUGCAGUUCUGCUCCCCCCGUCCGGAAUCCAUGGCCAUCUUCAAGUCGAUGGACUAUGGAAAGUCCUGGGUGCCGUUCCAGUUCUACUCCACCCAGUGCAGAAAAAUGUACAACAAACCCAGCAAAGCGUUGAUCACCAAACAGAACGAACAGGAGGCCAUCUGUACGGACUCUCACACCGACAUGCACCCUCUGUCCGGUGGCCUGAUCGCCUUCAGCACCUUGGACGGCCGACCGUCCGCCCAUGACUUCGACAACUCCCCUGUGCUCCAAGACUGGGUGACCGCAACGGACAUCAAGGUGGUCUUUAGCCGCCUUCACACCUUUGGCGACGAGAACGAAGACGACUCGGAGCUGGCCAGGGACUCUUAUUUUUACGCCGUCUCCGACCUUCAGGUCGGGGGCCGCUGCAAGUGCAACGGGCACGCGUCUCGGUGCGUCAAGGACAGGGAUGACAACCUGGUGUGCGACUGCAAGCACAACACAGCCGGGCCAGAGUGCGACCGAUGUAAACCUUUCCACUAUGACAGACCUUGGCAGAGGGCGACCGCAAGGGAAGCCAACGAGUGCGUGGCCUGCAACUGUAACCUGCAUGCCCGCCGCUGUCGCUUCAACAUGGAGCUCUUUAAGCUGUCUGGCCGCCGGAGCGGAGGGGUCUGCCUGAACUGCCGCCAUAACACCGCCGGCCGCCACUGCCACUACUGCAAGGAGGGAUACUACCGGGAUAUGACUAAGCCCAUCACCCACAGGAAGGCCUGCAAAGCCUGCGACUGCCAUCCUGUUGGUGCGGCCGGCAAAACCUGUAAUCAGACAACGGGCCAGUGUCCCUGCAAGGAUGGCGUGACUGGCAUAACGUGCAAUCGAUGUGCCAAGGGCUACCAACAAAGCCGCUCGCCCAUUGCCCCCUGCAUAAAAAUCCCAGUAGCUCCGCCCACUACGGCAGCCAGCAGCACCGAAGAACCGGCAGAUUGCGAGACGUACUGCAAGGCGUCAAAAGGAAAGCUGAAGAUCAACAUGAAAAAGUACUGCAAGAAAGAUUACGCGGUCCAGAUUCACAUCCUUAAGGCCGACAAAGCGGGAGACUGGUGGAAAUUCACGGUCAACGUGAUCUCUGUGUACAAACAAGGAAGCAGCCGCAUCCGCCGCGGGGACCAGAACCUGUGGAUCCGCUCCAAGGACAUCGCUUGCAAGUGCCCGAAACUCAAACCCAUGAAAAAAUACCUCCUCCUAGGAAACGACGAGGACUCGCCCGACCAGAACGGGGUGGUGGCCGACAAGACCAGCCUGGUCAUACAGUGGAGGGACACGUGGGCCCGGCGGCUGAGGAAGUUCCAACAGCGAGAAAAGAAAGGAAAAUGUAAGAAAGCCUAGGAGGAGGAGGAGGAGGAGACAACCAGGGGUCCUCGGAGGAGGGCCAGAGUGCCGUAGAAGACAGAGAGAGAGAGAGAGGACCGUUAAUUGCUGCUUGCUGUAGAGUCUGGAGCAGAUAGGAUUAUCAACUAGUUUUUUUUUUUUUUUUUUGUUUUUUCGAAAACAUUUUUCCCAGAUGGCGGGAUGGAAAACUGGCUUUUUUCGAAAGUUGAUAGACGAGUUGGAGUGAAAAGUGGGAAGGUGUCACUUUUUUUUUUUUUUUUAAUGACUGGACUGAAGCGUUUGCACCUAAUACGUAAAAAGUUGAUUCACAGACACGCGGGAAGGAACGGCGAAGAAAAAGGGAGGGUGGCGAGGGAGAGAAAAAAAAAAACAAGAGUUAUUGCCGAGAGAUUUAUGGUGAUGGAAGCUGUGAAAUUUGCACCUGUUCGGUAUCUCCUGCCUUGUGAGUCAUUAAUUGUUUAAACAUUUCUGCGGUCAAAGCCCUGUGGCUCCUUUUUUUUUUUUUUAUUCAUCCGAGGUGGAAUGGGGGCUGAGAAAACACCCCGAGGAUCUUAGUAACCUCUAAAACACCCCCAAGGGUGGGAAUUAUUUGUUGGUAACCACAUUGCAGAAAAAUAAAAUAAGUUGAAGGAGAGCUCCGAUCAGAACCAAAAUCCAUCGUUAAAUAAAAAGUUUUCCUUUUUACAAUUAUUUUUAAUAAUUUUUUUUUUAAUAAAUCUUUUUUUAAAUAUUUUUUUUUGAAUUUUUAAAUAACAACAUUUUUUUUUAAUAGAUGUGGGGUAACUACAUUAUAUUACUUAGAGAAUUAAAAAUUGGGGGGAGCUCUAACAACGCUCAUUCCUCCCCCCCCCUCCCGAGGUAUAGGAACAGUUUCAAAGCCGUGGUGUUGGCAGUAAAAAAAACUUUUUUUUCUUUUCUGGGUGCAUCUGAAAUCCAAAAAGGGAGUAAAUCCACAUCAAAUAUUUAUUUUUUUGAAUUUUGAGCUCUGUCUGGAGGUCUCCUUUAACACCAUACCUAAUGCUUUUGAUAUCAGAUGUAGCCCCCCCCCCCCUUCCCAAACCUUCCAUGCAUUUUACCCGCCGCCUUCGUCUAGGUGCUGACUUGCUAGGUAUGCAAACCUAGGAAAAGAAGAAAAAAAAAAUUAAAUUUGUACAAAAAAAAUGCAAAUUCUAACCUUUUAAAAAGUAUGUAUAUCAUUGAAAUAACUUUUUUUUUUUUGUUAAGAAAACAAAUCUUUAUGUUGUGUUUUUUGUAUAAUGUUUUUAAUAACAACCCCCGGUCUCCCGUUCACCCUGUACGUAGCAUUAUAUAUGCAGGAUUGACAGUAUUAGCCGGUCAGGAGAAAAGAGGGGGAGGGUACGAUAAAGUGAAAAAAUGUCUACAGAGUUUUUAUAUAUAUACCGAAUUCAGAAAAAAAAAAGAUAUAUAUGGACUUGCUGUAGUUUGUGUUUUUAGGCUGAGGAGUCUGAAAAACACGCGUUAUAUUUUAUUUUUUGAGGUACGGCUCUCCUCGAUAGGAGUUUCUUGUAUGUCGAAAAACGUCCUGUUGGCAAUUAAAGGCUUACCAUUGGUAGAAAUGA